Messenger RNA from Candoia aspera, 2433 nucleotides. RefSeq names its product MYCN proto-oncogene, bHLH transcription factor (gene MYCN). Lineage: Eukaryota; Metazoa; Chordata; Lepidosauria; Squamata; Candoiidae. Gene Ontology annotation, biological process: regulation of transcription by RNA polymerase II. The coding region runs from base 108 to 1508 and encodes 466 amino acids. The record is from RefSeq and is a predicted model, not a curated record. Gene Ontology annotation, molecular function: protein dimerization activity; RNA polymerase II cis-regulatory region sequence-specific DNA binding; DNA-binding transcription factor activity, RNA polymerase II-specific. The transcript is spliced from 2 exons.
UGCUAGGAAGGGGCAUCUUUUCUUGCCCGGUGGAAAACAAACAGUGACAUUUCUCUCUCCGGUUGUAAUAUCCUAAUUAAGGGUCCCCCUUGAAGCCACCAGCGGAGAUGCCAGGGAUGGUCAGUAAAAAUUCUGAUCUUGAAUUUGACUCUUUGCAGCCCUGUUUCUACCCAGACGAAGAUGACUUUUAUUUGUGCCGCCCGGACUCUGCUCCUCCAGGGGAGGAUAUCUGGAAAAAGUUUGAGCUGCUGCCUACGCCUCCACUGUCUCCGAGCCCGGCGGGUCUGCAGGAGAACCCCCCCGGAGCAGCCCCCGGGCCAUGGGGAGGAACGGCUCUCGGGGGAUACCGAACCAGCGACCCUCUGGACUGGGCGUCGGAGCUGCUGCUGCUGCCCCCAGAAGCUGACCUGUGGGGCGGUGGCGAUGGAGGGGACUCCUUUGAGACGGGGCUGGGAGACAGCAGCAACCUCAAUGCCAUCAUUAUCCAGGACUGUAUGUGGAGCGGCUUUGGAACCAGUGAGAAGCUGGAAAGGGCAGCAGCUGAGAAGCCACAGAGUAAAGGAGGAACAGCUGCGGCGCCUGCCCUGGCCGGGUCUGCCGCCCCCCUGGCUGCCCUCCCCUCCAAAACCAGCCCUGGAAACAAUCGCGGCAGCCAAGCGGAGCUCAACAACUCCGUGUCGGAGUGUGUGGAUCCAGCCGUGGUUUUCCCUUUCCCUGUUAAGCAGCGAGAUGCCCCGGCCCCGGCAGCCUUGGGAGGAGGAGUGGCGGGGCCCCGGCUAAGCGUGAACUGCAGCAGUGGCCUUGCUCAAGGGGUGGCCAUUCCUGCGCCCCGAAGCAGCCACCACCCAAGCAUAACUAGUGACAGCCGGGCCAACAACAGUUCGGGAGACGAUACGCUCAGCGAUUCUGAUGAAGAUGAGGAAGAAGAGGAUGAUGAGGAAGAAAUCGAUGUGGUCACGGUGGAAAAGAGGCGCUCCUCCUCCUACAAAGCUAUAACCACCCUGACUAUUGCUGUGCGCCCCAAGAACGGCGCCCCCUUUGCCUCGGUGAGAACUCAGCCCAACGAAGUCAUCCUGAAGCGCUGUGCCCCAAUUCAUCAGCAGCAUAACUAUGCCGCGCCUUCGCCCUAUAUAGAGAGGGAAGAGGUCCCUCCCCCCAAAAAGCUAAAGAACGAAGCGCCUCGCCCAGCAAAACCAGUGGCCCAACCAAAGCCCAAGAGCUCCAGUCCGCGCAACUCAGACUCGGAAGACAGUGAGCGUCGACGCAACCACAACAUUUUAGAACGGCAGCGGCGUAACGAUCUGAGGUCGAGUUUUCUGACAUUAAGGGACCACGUGCCUGAACUGGUGAAAAAUGAGAAGGCGGCCAAAGUGGUCAUCUUGAAAAAGGCCACCGAGUAUGUCCAUUCCCUGCAGGCCGAGGAGCACAAGUUGUUGUUGGAAAAGGAAAAACUGCAGAUCAGGCAACAGCAGUUGAUAAAAAAAUUAGAACAUAUGCAGACUUGCUAAUGUGGGGGAGACAGACAAACCUUACCUUUAUACCUAUACCUAUAUCUAUAUCUAUAUAUAUAUAUAUAUUUGUCUGAUCUGGACAGCUAUUGCCACUUUGCACAUUUUUGAUUCCUUAAAGAGAGCUAUGUUUUUUUGACGUUAAGAAUGUUGGUUUUAUUUCCAAUCCCAUCUCUUACAUAGAUGACACAACACUGUUAUCUGAAGGGAGACCCCGUGGACAUUCUUCUCUGGAACUGAAGAGGCUGCCAAACCGUGGCGGAAUGGCUUCGUCUUUCCUCUCGGAACCGUCUGGGUUCUUGAAAUGUUGUGAGCGUUGGGACUUGCUUAUGACAUCCCGUUGAGUUGGAAACAUUCAUUCCGUUUUAAUGGUGCUUAUGUUUUACAGGUGUUACGGGGCAAAACCAUUUUGUACCCAGGGGGAAGGGAACCACCUGUGUAAAUACCAUAUACACAUUUGCCUUUUGUACACGUCUUGGGUUAUGAGAGGUGACUUUUGCUACCAAUAUUAGACUGGAAGUUCAUACCUAAGUACUGUAAUACCUCAAUGUUUGAGGAGCAUGUUUUUGUAUACAAAUAUAUUGUUAAUCUCUGUUAUGUACUGUACUAAUUCUUACACUGCCUGUAUACUUUAGUAUGAUGCUGAUACAUAACUAAAUUUGAUACUUAUAUUUUCGUAUGAAAAUGGUUGUGGAAAGUUUUGAGUAGAUAUUACUUUAUCACUUUUUUGAACUAAGAAAACUUUUGUAAAGAAAUUUACUAUAUAUGCCUUUUUUCCUAGCCUGUUUCUUCCAGUUAAUGUAUUUGUUCAUGUUUGUUGCAUAGAACUGGGUAAUCGCAAAGUUCUGUGUUUAAUUUCUUCCAGCGAUGUACAUUUAGUGCUGCAUCUUUAUAGCACUUUGAAAUACCUCAUGUUUAUGAAAAU